Messenger RNA from Scutellospora calospora, 369 nucleotides. NCBI's taxonomy places the organism in Eukaryota, Fungi, Glomeromycota, Glomeromycetes, Diversisporales, Gigasporaceae. The record is from the annotation of a GenBank genome assembly.
AUGCCUAGAAGAAAAACCCCGAAUAGUUUCAUUAUUUAUAGAAAGGAGAAACAGAAAUGGCUGAGAGAAAAUUACCCCGGUAUUUCACAACGAGCGUUGUCGAAAAAGAUUUCUCAGAUGUGGGCUUACGAGUCCCCACAUAUUCGGGGACGAUACGAAAGCAUGUCUCUUAUGCUUUCGAUAAAUAAUAUCGAUCGUCACAACCCAAUAAAUCGCCAAUAUGUGGGUCCUACCAAUUACGAAAAUGGAACUACCCAUUUUUUCGUCAUAGAAAAUGUAGUUCAACCGAAUCCAUCUGUCGUUAACGAAGUUACAGAUGAUGACGAUUAUGAAAAAUUCCUUGAUAGUAUUAUAAAUUUUGAUCCAUAA